Messenger RNA from Coccidioides immitis RS, 3283 nucleotides. Its product is annotated as ADAM protease ADM-B. The record is from RefSeq and is a predicted model, not a curated record. The transcript is spliced from 3 exons. Gene Ontology annotation, biological process: proteolysis. Bases 190 to 2598 code for a protein of 802 amino acids. Gene Ontology annotation, molecular function: metalloendopeptidase activity. NCBI's taxonomy places the organism in Eukaryota, Fungi, Ascomycota, Eurotiomycetes, Onygenales, Onygenaceae.
GUUCGCGUUGUUAGUUACUAUCCUCCUUCUUCAGUUCGCCUGAGAUUCCUUUGGUGCCGUCAAGAAUUCCAGGAGAUCCAGCCAGUUAGUUCAUAUUUCUUGACGCACACCGGGAACAGGCGCACAGCCUUUCCGUCCUCCCCCCCUCGAGUCACCACCGCUGCGUGGGAAUCAUCCAUCCCCUCCGCUAUGAGACUCCCAAGUUGUCUGGUUCCCGUCGUGACCAGUCUCUUAUCGCUCCUGUCGCAAAAUGUUCUCGCACACGCUCAAAGAGACAGAAUCAACUACAUCUCACUCGUUGAGGACCCGGUGAUCAAUACUCCAUCACGACGAGUACACGCAUUGUCAAGUUUCGAUCUUAUAUUUUCACUUCAUCAGAAGAACCAGCGCAUAAAGCUGAGCCUGGAACCAAAUCAUGACCUUCUCGGGUUCCAGCCCGAGGUACACUACGCUGACAACGACGGACAACUCCAGCAAAUACAGUCCAUUAAUAGGUAUGACCAUAAAGUCUUCAAGGGAUGGGCUUCGGUCGAGUCUGAGAGUGGUUGGGAACGAUCCGGGUGGGCACGCAUCGUUGUCUAUGACGAUGGCCCAUUCCCCUUAUUCGAAGGCACCUUUACAAUAAUGCACGACCACCAUCAUGUCUUGCUGCGAUCUAGUUACAUGCAGACAAGGCAGCCGUCGGAUCCCGCCUUGGAAGAUACGACUCGGGAUUAUAUGAUCGUCUUCCGUGAUUCCGACGUCGGUCGGGAUAUACAUGCGAAUCUCAAGCGUGGCUCACCGAUAGAACGUUCGUGUGGCUCAGACAGUUUGAGCUUUAAUACCGACCCUGACCACCCUAUGUUUCGCCCGGUGGAGCGACGCGACCAGAGCUCCUGGGCCGCGAUGCCACUCGAUCUCAUGAUGGGCAUCAGCAAAAGGCAAGGAGACAUCUCUGGUGGGAAUCCUGGGGGUCCAAUAAACCUCCGGGAAACGAUUGGAAGCACUGCUGGUUGCCCGAGAACGAAAAAAGUCGCUUUAAUUGGCGUCGCCGCCGAUUGCGAGUAUACAAAGUCUUUCAAUUCUUCGGUCCAGGCCGCUCAACGCAACAUUGUCAACGUGGUAAACAGUGCGUCUCAGAUCUACGAGGAAGCAUUCAACAUCACCCUCGGGCUCAGAAAGGUCCAAGUUCUUCCCGGAGAAUGCCCCGCGACUCCACCGGCCUCCGCCCCUUGGAACGCUGCUUGUGGCACAAGACAGAAUUCAGGACCCGAUAUCUCUCGGAGAUUGAAUCUCUUUUCCGCUUGGAGAGGUGAGCAGAACGAUGAUAAUGCGUUUUGGAUGUUGAUGACAACUUGUAAUUCCGGCCCUGAGGUUGGCUUGGCCUGGCUGGGUCAAGUGUGCAUCAACACUGCCAGCCGGCAGUCAGACCGUGACGGUGGGCCCACGCAAUCAGUGAGUAGCACCGGAGUUGUCGUGCGAACUCCACAGGAAUGGCAAGUGUUUGCUCAUGAAGCAGGCCAUAUCUUUGGUGCUGUUCACGAUUGUGACUCUGAACUUUGCGCAUCGCAGGCCAAUGUUGCCAGGGCUCGUUGCUGUCCUCUAACGGCCGAUAGCUGCGAUGCAGAUGGCCGGUUCAUCAUGAAUCCAACCUCAGGAAGGGGUAUUACUGAUUUUUCUCCCUGCACAAUCGGCCAGAUUUGUACUGCAAUGGGUCGAAACAUCGUUCGGACCAGCUGCUUCACAAAUAACCGAAACGUGGUAACAUACGCCGGGAGUGAGUGUGGUAAUGGUAUUGUCGAAGAAGGUGAAGACUGUGACUGCGGCGGCGAGGAAAUGUGUGCCAACAACCGAUGCUGUGACCCUAGGACUUGCAAAUUCCGCGAUGGUGCAGUCUGCGACGACUCAAACGAGGAGUGCUGCAGGAAUUGCCAAUUUGCUUCGUCAGACACCGUUUGUCGACCUAGCGCCGGUCCUUGUGACCCUGAGGAGAAAUGUACCGGGAGAACCGCUCUGUGCCCAAAAGAUAGUUACAAGAAAGAUGGUGAUAGAUGUGGAAAUGGGCUUGCCUGUGCUAGUGGGCAAUGUACCAGCAGAGACAUGCAAUGUAGAGUCAUGAUGGGUGGCAGGCUCGGCGGAAACGACACAGAAUCGUGCGAUUUUUCGAGCUGUUCCCUAAGCUGCCGCUCCAGAUCAUCAAGCCCCGACGUUUGUAUAAUUGGAAUGCAGUACUUCCUGGAUGGCACCCCUUGUGUUGCCGGUGGAGUGUGCAAAAAUGGCUCCUGUACCGGAAGCUCCUUUGGCAAGGAAAUUCGGUCCUGGAUUGAUAGGAACAAGAACCUUGUUAUCGGUCUCUCUGCUGGUCUCGGCGGUCUCCUAGUUCUCGCCAUUUUCGGCUGCAUUUUCCGUCGCUGCCGAAGACCUAGACCAAAGAACCGGAAGAUGGCACCCAUGAAAGUGAGAAGCGUACCAGAUAUGUGGACAAGCUCAGUACCGCCUGAUCAGUACACUCGCGGCCCUCCACCAGGCCCACCACAGAAUAUACCGCCGGUAUAUCCACCACCAGCAUAUUCGCAAACCUAUGGACGUGGUGACAUGCCUUCACCUCGAUAUGCAUAAUUUUCUCUCCUAAGCCAUGUUACGAUUGUAUGAAAAUGUUCCUUUUUUUUUUUUUUCGCUUCAUUUCAUUUUGACUUUUGGACCGGGUAACAGUCAGCAUCAACAUCCACAGUACAUUUCUUCGUUUUAAGCACCUCAUUCUCAGUUACAUUUAUGGCAUGUACUUUCCUCAUUCCACACCCCAACAUAAUCGUUGUUCGAACGAUGCAGAUACUAUGAUCUUGCAUAUAUGCGACUCUACAUAUCCCAUGCUUAUCUUUUACUUCUUCUGCUCUUGUGCCAAGUGGAAAAAGGGAAAUUCUUUUACACUAAACACCUGGGGCCCCUUUUUUGCAUUUUUCUAAGUUCUUUUUUGCCCAUCACACUAGCAGAUACAAUGUUGGAUUGGGUUGCUUUGUUCUAAGCAUCAGGGUCUGGACCAAGUUUGGUUAACAUUUCACUAUUGUUUUUGUCAUCAUUUUUGCAUGGGAAUUGGGACGCUUUUCCUUUUCCUUUUUUUUUGGUGUGAAUAUUUUUAGAGGUAUACUCGCCUCUACAUUUCGUCCUGCUGGCUGUGGGGAUCGGGUCCUCUCAAGAGUUUGGAAUUUGUCGAUAACCUUUGUGCAGGGAAGCAGAUAUGUGAGAUAUUCACCCUGUAUAUAUUGUUUGGUAUACACAUAUUUAUCUCAAGUCCAGUACUGUUUAA